UCCAGCCUUCGGGGGUCGACGUCGAGCCAGCCUCCCCAGCUGAGGGAGCCCCGCCCCCGCUCCUCCAUCGCGGCCCCGCCCAGGCCCGCAGCGCGGCGCUGCAGCGCGAGGGGCGGAGAGGCAGAGCGCCGGAGAGGACCAGACGCCCAGGUCUCCCGCAUCCCGCUGCCGCAGGAGAGAGAGAGCGCGCCCCGGCCCUGCUCCCCAGGCUUCGCCCGGGCGCCCUCAACUCUGCCCCCAGAGACUGAGCACCUGUCCUCCGCCUCAGCCUUAGCUGAGAGCCCUCUCCUCUGGAGCACACACCACCCCUGCAGCCCAAGAAGUGUUCCAGCUCCACGCCGGCGACCACCAUGGCGGAGACCAACAACGAAUGUAGCAUCAAGGUGCUCUGCCGAUUCCGGCCGCUAAACCAGGCUGAGAUUCUGCGGGGAGACAAGUUCAUCCCCAUUUUCCAAGGGGACGACAGCGUCGUUAUUGGGGGGAAGCCAUAUGUUUUUGACCGUGUAUUCCCCCCAAACACGACUCAGGAGCAAGUUUAUCAUGCAUGUGCCAUGCAGAUUGUCAAAGAUGUCCUUGCUGGCUACAAUGGCACCAUUUUUGCUUAUGGACAGACAUCCUCAGGGAAAACACAUACCAUGGAGGGAAAGCUGCACGACCCCCAGCUGAUGGGAAUCAUUCCUCGAAUUGCCCGAGACAUCUUCAACCACAUCUACUCCAUGGAUGAGAACCUUGAGUUCCACAUCAAGGUUUCUUACUUUGAAAUUUACCUGGACAAAAUUCGUGACCUUCUGGAUGUGACCAAGACAAAUCUGUCUGUGCACGAGGACAAGAACCGUGUGCCAUUUGUCAAGGGUUGUACUGAACGCUUUGUGUCCAGCCCGGAGGAGAUUCUGGAUGUGAUUGAUGAAGGGAAAUCAAAUCGUCAUGUGGCUGUUACCAACAUGAAUGAGCAUAGCUCUCGGAGCCACAGCAUCUUCCUCAUCAACAUCAAGCAGGAGAACAUGGAAACGGAGCAGAAGCUCAGUGGGAAGCUGUAUCUGGUGGACCUGGCAGGGAGUGAGAAGGUCAGCAAGACUGGAGCAGAGGGAGCCGUGCUGGAUGAGGCAAAGAAUAUCAACAAGUCACUGUCAGCUCUGGGCAAUGUGAUCUCCGCACUGGCUGAGGGCACUAAAAGCUAUGUUCCAUAUCGUGACAGCAAAAUGACAAGGAUUCUCCAGGACUCUCUCGGGGGAAACUGCCGGACAACUAUGUUCAUCUGUUGCUCACCGUCCAGUUACAAUGAUGCAGAGACCAAGUCCACCCUGAUGUUUGGGCAGCGGGCAAAGACCAUUAAGAACACUGCCUCAGUAAAUCUGGAGUUGACUGCUGAGCAGUGGAAGAAGAAAUAUGAGAAGGAGAAGGAGAAGACAAAGGCCCAGAAGGAGACGAUUGCGAAGCUAGAGGCUGAGCUGAGCCGGUGGCGCAAUGGAGAGAAUGUGCCUGAGACGGAGCGCCUGGCUGGGGAGGAGGCAGCCCUGGGAGCUGAGCUCUGUGAGGAGACCCCUGUGAAUGACAACUCAUCCAUCGUGGUGCGCAUUGCGCCCGAAGAGCGGCAGAAAUACGAGGAGGAGAUCCGCCGCCUCUAUAAGCAGCUUGACGACAAGGAUGAUGAAAUCAACCAGCAAAGCCAACUCAUAGAGAAACUCAAGCAGCAAAUGCUGGACCAGGAAGAGCUGCUGGUGUCCACCCGAGGAGACAACGAGAAGGUCCAGCGGGAGCUGAGCCACCUGCAAUCAGAGAACGAUGCCGCUAAGGAUGAGGUGAAGGAAGUGCUGCAGGCCCUGGAGGAGCUGGCUGUGAACUAUGACCAGAAGUCCCAGGAGGUGGAGGAGAAGAGCCAGCAGAACCAGCUUCUGGUGGAUGAGCUGUCUCAGAAGGUGGCCACCAUGCUGUCCCUGGAGUCUGAGUUGCAGCGGCUACAGGAGGUCAGUGGACACCAGCGAAAACGAAUUGCUGAGGUGCUGAACGGGCUGAUGAAGGAUCUGAGCGAGUUCAGCGUCAUUGUGGGAAACGGGGAGAUUAAGCUGCCAGUGGAGAUCAGUGGGGCCAUCGAGGAGGAGUUCACUGUGGCCCGACUCUACAUCAGCAAAAUCAAGUCAGAAGUCAAGUCUGUGGUCAAGCGGUGCCGGCAGCUGGAGAACCUCCAGGUGGAAUGUCACCGCAAGAUGGAAGUGACUGGGCGGGAGCUCUCAUCCUGCCAGCUCCUCAUCUCUCAGCACGAGGCCAAGAUCCGGUCACUUACGGAAUACAUGCAGAGCGUGGAGCUAAAGAAGCGGCACCUGGAAGAGUCCUAUGACUCCUUGAGUGAUGAGCUGGCCAAGCUCCAGGCCCAGGAAACUGUGCAUGAAGUGGCCCUGAAGGACAAGGAACCUGAUACCCAGGAUGCAGAUGAAGUGAAGAAGGCUCUGGAGCUGCAGAUGGAGAGUCACCGGGAGGCCCAUCACCGGCAGCUGGCCCGGCUCCGGGAUGAGAUCAACGAGAAGCAGAAGACCAUUGAUGAGCUCAAAGACCUAAAUCAGAAGCUCCAGUUAGAGCUAGAGAAGCUUCAGGCUGACUACGAGAAGCUGAAGAGUGAAGAACAUGAGAAGAGCACCAAGCUGCAGGAGCUGACAUUUCUGUACGAGCGACAUGAGCAGUCCAAGCAGGACCUCAAGGGUCUGGAGGAGACAGUUGCCCGGGAACUCCAGACCCUCCACAACCUUCGCAAGCUGUUCGUUCAAGACGUCACGACUCGAGUCAAGAAAAGUGCAGAAAUGGAGCCCGAAGACAGUGGGGGGAUUCACUCCCAAAAGCAGAAGAUUUCCUUUCUUGAGAACAACCUGGAACAGCUUACAAAGGUUCACAAACAGCUGGUACGUGACAAUGCAGAUCUGCGUUGUGAGCUUCCUAAAUUGGAAAAACGACUUAGGGCUACGGCUGAGAGAGUUAAGGCCCUGGAGGGUGCACUGAAAGAGGCCAAGGAGGGCGCCAUGAAGGACAAGCGCCGGUACCAGCAGGAGGUGGACCGUAUCAAGGAGGCCGUUCGCUACAAGAGCUCGGGCAAACGGGGCCAUUCUGCCCAGAUUGCCAAACCUGUCCGGCCUGGCCACUACCCAGCGUCCUCACCCACCAACCCCUAUGGCACCCGGAGCCCUGAGUGCAUCAGUUACACCAACAGCCUCUUCCAGAACUACCAGAAUCUCUACCUGCAGGCCACACCCAGCUCCACCUCAGAUAUGUACUUUGCCAACUCCUGUACCAGCAGUGGAGCCACGUCUUCUGGCAGCCCCUUGGCUUCCUACCAGAAGGCCAACAUGGACAAUGGAAAUGCCACAGAUAUCAAUGACAAUAGGAGUGACCUGCCGUGUGGCUAUGAGGCUGAGGACCAGGCCAAGCUUUUCCCUCUCCACCAAGAGACAGCAGCCAGCUAAUCUUCCACACCCACGGCUGCGUACCUGCACUUUCAGUUUCUAAGAGGGACUGAGGCCUCUUCUCUCAGCAUGCUGCAAACCUGUGGUCUCUGAUACUAACUCCCUCCCCAACUCCUGUUGUUGGACUGUACUAUGUUUGAUGUCUUCUCUUACUUACUCUGUAUCUCUUUGUACUCUGUAUCUAUAUAUCAAAAGCUGCUGCUAUGUCUCUCUUCUGUUUUAUUCUCUAAGUAUCUACUGAUGUAUUUAGCAAUUUCAAAGCAUAGUCUACCUUCCUUAUUUGGGGCAAUAGGGAGGAGGGUGAAUGUUUCUUCUUUCUCAUCUACUCGUCUCACACUGAGUGGUGUUAGUCACUGAGUAGAGGUCACAGAGAUGACAAAAUGAAAAAUGGGAGCUAGAGGGCUGUGACCCUUCACACACACACACACGCACACACAAACAUGCACACACAUGCACACACGCACACAAAGCCUUAAGCAGAAGAAUGUCUUAGCAUCAUAAGACAGAGAAAUAGACUCUUCCUCCCUCCUCUUUCACAUAUAGCACAGGGGAAGGUAAAAUGGAAGGGCUGCUAAUUGAGACAUAUAAUUUUCUUCAUACACCCCUCACCUUAAUCAAAGGAUUCAGGUGUUUACCUCUGCCCUACAAAGUCUGCCUUUUGCCUCCCUCUUCCUGUUUUCCCCUGGACUGAGAAAUGGGUUGUUCACGGGACCAUUUCCCUUUUUCUUCAAAACUCCUUUUGAUAUUCCCUGCCCCAGAGCUUGUGACCAGAACUCAAGAGUUGAUUUAAAAUAUUUUGAAAAAUGGAGGAGGCAGACUGCUCCCAGCAGCCAGUCAGUGGCUGCUCAUCUCUCCAUGGAGAUGGUUACAGGCAGGUGUAGUCAAAAUGAUUGAUUCCUUAGGUUUGUGGGUGAAUAGGCUGGGAAAUUUCUGAGUCUUUUUUUUUUUUUUUUUUUUUGGUCACAGUGCCCUCAAGUGGAAGCGAUGAGCUGGAUUUCUUUCUCAUUCCAUACUGGGCAGCAUGCUCCUCCCAUCUCCACCUUUGGUUUGGGGGCUUCCAGCUCAUUGGCAAAAUCUCUCUCUCUAGUUGCCAUCCUUUCAAGCUGGAGCCUGACUUUUCCCCAAUAUACAUUUUUGUUUUCUCCACAAAGAGUUCCUUCUCUAAUGUCCCCAUCUGGUAUUAAGUGCACUUUAAAGAAAGGGGCAGGGUGGAUUUUCAAGAGGCGGGGAGCUCUAAGGCUUGACCCUGAGGGCUCUUCUCCCAGCCAUUCUCAGCCCAUAUGCAGCACCCCCCACACCGAAGAGGACUAUUGUUUUAGUUUCACAUGGUCCUUUCCUUCCACAUGGUGCUAAGGUGGUUUUCUAGGUAACCGCAGGGAUGGAGGUCACUAGCCAGUCCAAACCAGGAGAGAAAGUCUGGUGUCCUGAUAUCCAGUCUUUUCUAGGAGGAAGACCAAGAUUCUCCAGCACCUGGGCAGCCUGUCACCCAGCUUCUAAGUCAGGAAAAGAAGCUGAGUGGGAAUGCCAGCCGGUAAGCGCAGGCUGCACUGGCCCAUGACUCCUUCAAGGGAAAGAGGCCCUGCUCCCUUUACCUGCUGAGCUCCUUUUAGCAGUUAGGGAGAACUGCAGGGGGAAAAAUACCAGUGGAGUGUGGAAUGAAUCCAAACCAGUGAUUAUUUUUAAACACUUUUCAAAACAAAUCUUACGUAGAACCCCAAUAUAAAAAAUAAAGUAAUGCAGACCUGGGCAGUUUGCACUUUCUUUUUUUGGUGGAAGAAUCCUCAGGGUCUCUUAGGACUGACUGUUCAAAGCCUCCUCAGCGAAUGAGCCCUUGAACAGUCCUACGAGACCCUGAGGAUUCUGUGGAGUAGUUUGAAAACCAUUGUUCUGAGGAAGGCAGUCCAAUCUGGCUCCUCGCAGUAAAGCUGCAACUCACAGAAAAGAGGGCAACGGUGGGGUAGACAAGCCACGCUGUCUCCAGACCCACUAGGGUAGAAGGAAGGUUCCUGUGGGCCUGUGGACUUAGGCUAAUAUUUGCUUCCAGCAGGGCACUUAAGAAUCCAGGGGGUUUUAUGUAAUGUUGCCACCACAUGGUUCUUUUAAAAACACAUAAGAAAAUGUGAGGGUGUAGCGCAGAUGAGGAGAGAGAUGACACAGAGGGAGCAGCCUUCUCUUUAGCAAGAUGUAAGGGAAAUAUAAUUCACUUAUAUAAAAAAGAAACAACACACACGCAAACCCUUCACCAGAAGCUUCACACUACAUCCUCCUCCUCCUCCUGCUUCCCACCUUCACUGCAUCCUUUUCAGAGCCAGGGUCACUGCAAGGGGCGCCUGGCCUGCCCACUCACAUCUGCCAAAAUUUUGCAUGCCAGCGUGGAAGACAAACCAAACUGCACAACCCCCUGUGUGUAUUUACUUGGUGUACAUAGAUAUCUUUAAAAUAAAAUAAAUUCAUUGAUGACUCUA
Chlorocebus sabaeus (green monkey) is the source of this 5914-nucleotide messenger RNA. RefSeq names its product kinesin family member 5A (gene KIF5A). NCBI's taxonomy places the organism in Eukaryota, Metazoa, Chordata, Mammalia, Primates, Cercopithecidae. The record is from RefSeq and is a predicted model, not a curated record. Gene Ontology annotation, molecular function: microtubule motor activity; microtubule binding; ATP binding. Gene Ontology annotation, biological process: microtubule-based movement.